Messenger RNA from Lodderomyces parapsilosis, 174 nucleotides. RefSeq lists its product as uncharacterized. NCBI's taxonomy places the organism in Eukaryota, Fungi, Ascomycota, Pichiomycetes, Serinales, Debaryomycetaceae. The record is from RefSeq and is a predicted model, not a curated record. The transcript has a single exon. Bases 1 to 174 code for a protein of 57 amino acids.
AUGUACACCUACCAAAUGAAACCAACAUCGAAAGCUUCUGCUGCACUCCUAAUCGGCUAUUUAAGUAUAUCCACAACAUUGCCAUUUAUCUUGUCAUACAAAGAGUCCACGAUGAAUCUAAAUCAAGACAGUAAAGGUACAGCUUCAUUUAGGUCGCUUUUUACAAAGAUAUAA